Penicillium olsonii is the source of this 1575-nucleotide messenger RNA. NCBI's taxonomy places the organism in Eukaryota, Fungi, Ascomycota, Eurotiomycetes, Eurotiales, Aspergillaceae. The record is from the annotation of a GenBank genome assembly.
AUGGGGUUCGUCAACUUUAAGAACUAUAGGCUCUAUAUCCUGACGGCCACGGCCUAUAUGGGCUCGUUGCUGUUCGGUUAUGACACGGGUGUCAUGGGCUCGGUCCUGGCAAUGGCCAGCUUCAAGAAAGAUUUCGGCCUGCCAGUAGGCUCUUCAGGAUUCAGCGACGAAAAGAAUGCUCAGAUUUCCUCCAACGUGGUGUCCCUCCUCACAGCGGGAUGUUUCUUCGGUUCGAUCGGAGCCGCAUACAUGAACGAUCGACUGGGUCGUCGGUACUCCUUGAUGAUCCUCGUCGUGAUCUUCAUGGUAGGAGCUGCCCUGCAGACCGGAGCUCACCACGAGAUCGGUCUGAUCUACGGUGGUCGUGUCAUCGCCGGUCUGGGCAUCGGUGGCAUGUCCUCCAUCACACCCGUCUAUGUCUCUGAGAACUGCGCGCCCGAGAUCCGUGGUCGAGUCGCUGGUCUGUUCCAGGAAUUCCUGGUCAUCGGUAGCACCUUCGCCUACUGGCUUGAUUAUGGUGUUGCCCUCCACGUCCCCGAGGGCACAAGCCAAUGGCGCAUCCCAGUGGCGAUCCAGCUCGUCCCUGCUGGCCUCAUGUUGAUUGGGCUGUGCUUCCUCAAGGAAUCGCCUCGCUGGUUGAUGAAGAAGGGCCGUAGCGAGGAGGCGCUGGACUCCCUUGCUUAUAUUCGCAAUGAAUCCGAAACCAGUGAAGCUGUUCAACUGGAGUUCGCUGAGAUCUCUGCUGCAAUUCACGAGGAGAACCAGGCUACCGAGGGAAUGACAUGGAAGGAAUGUCUUAAGCCCACAAACCGAUACCGCUUCUUCCUGGCGUUCGUUCUGAUGCUGUCUCAGCAGUUCAGUGGAACGAACUCCAUUGAUUACUAUGCGCCACAGAUCUUCGCAAGUGUCGGAUUGAGCAAGACCAACUCCGGACUCUUCGCCACUGGUAUCUAUGGUACCGUCAAGGUUGUUGCUACCGCCAUCUUCUUGAUCAUUGGUAUCGAUCGCUGGGGCCGAAAGAAGAGUUUGAUCGGUGGUUCUGCCUGGAUGGCUAGUAUGAUGUUCAUCAUCGGAGCAGUCCUGGUCACGCAUCCUCCCGAUGAGAACGCCACUUCAGUCUCGUCAGCAUCCAUCGCCAUGGUCGCGAUGAUCUACCUCUAUGUCAUUGGAUACUCCGCAUCCUGGGGACCAACUCCUUGGGUGUACCUGGGCGAGAUCUUCCCGACUCGUCUCCGUGCUUAUGGUGUCGGAUUUGGAGCUGCCACACAGUGGCUGUUCAACUUUGUCAUCACGGAGGUCACUCCCCGGGCCAUCAACCAGAUCGGAUGGAGGACGUUCCUCAUGUUCGGUAUCUUCUGUUUCGCCAUGGGUGUUUUCGUCCUCUUCUUCUUUAAGGAAACCAAGGGACGGACCCUGGAAGAAAUGGAUCUUAUCUUUGGAGCUGUUGAUGAGCAGCAGAGACGCGCUGAUGUCGAGCACACCCUGCAAAAGACUCAGGUCAUGCACGAAGAGAAUGCCGAGAAUGCCGGAGAGGAUGGCAAGACCCGCACAGAGACCCGAACAGAGGCCCAAUAG